This is a messenger RNA of Funneliformis geosporum, 233 nucleotides long. NCBI's taxonomy places the organism in Eukaryota, Fungi, Glomeromycota, Glomeromycetes, Glomerales, Glomeraceae. The record is from the annotation of a GenBank genome assembly.
AUGCCAUCUGGAAUUUGCCGUCAAAACGCGUUUUUUGAGGAUGAUUUUCCCGUUGCAGAAGAGGAAGCACGAACCUUUCGAGAAUACCAUGAAAGGAUGUCCCGACAAGAAUCAAGACGAAGAGACACAGCCAAAUUAUUUUGCACGAGAAGUGUUGUUUUGGUUUUGCCUGAUUUAUCAAAUAUCGAUCAAUUUUUGGAAUUGGAAUUAUUAUCAUUUAAAAUGUUUCAUGA